This is a messenger RNA of Dictyostelium purpureum, 2388 nucleotides long. RefSeq lists its product as uncharacterized. Gene Ontology annotation, biological process: protein transport to vacuole involved in ubiquitin-dependent protein catabolic process via the multivesicular body sorting pathway. Gene Ontology annotation, molecular function: protein binding. NCBI's taxonomy places the organism in Eukaryota, Evosea, Eumycetozoa, Dictyosteliales, Dictyosteliaceae. Gene Ontology annotation, cellular component: endosome. The transcript is spliced from 4 exons. The record is from RefSeq and is a predicted model, not a curated record. Bases 1 to 2388 code for a protein of 795 amino acids.
AUGUUAUCAGUGGAGAGAAAAAGAACAGAAAAGAUUGAUUUAAUUAAACCAUUAACAAAAUAUAUUAAAGAGCAAUUCAGUAAAGGCGAGGCAGAUGCACAUGAGAAUCAAAUAAAUACAUUAAAUUCGUUAAGAGAGGAUGUUAGAAAUUUACAAGAUAAAACAGAAACGUCAAAAGAAUUAGUUUGGAGAUAUUAUUCAAUUUUAUCAUCAUUGGAGCUUAGAUUCCCAAUUAGUGAGAAUAAUGUUAGAAUAUCAUUCCCAUGGACUGAUUCAUUUAGACAAAAAAGAACAACAUUGUAUAGUAUUUAUUUUGAAAGAGCAUCAGUAUUAUUUAAUUAUGGUUCAAUUAUUUCACAAAUUGGUGCAUCAAUUAAUAGAUCAAAUAUCGAAGGUAUUAAAAAAGCAUGUAAUUAUUUCCAAAUUUCUGCAGGUGUAUUUUUAUCAUUAAGAGAAUAUGUUUCAUUGCAUCCUGAAUGUUCUGCAUCACCAGAUUUUACAUCCGAAGCAUUAAAUACCUUACAUACUAUAAUGUUGGCUCAAGCUCAAGAAUGUAUUUUUGAAAAAGCUUCCAUGGAUAAUCUUUCUGAUGCAAUCGUUUCAAAACUAGCUGCACAAGUUUCAGAAUAUUAUGAAGCUUCAAACCAUGCUUUAAAUUCAAAUACAUUAAAAUCUAUUGUCGAUAGAAACUGGACCAAUACAGUAUUGGUUAAAUCAUUUUUAUAUAAAGCAAUUGCUUCAUAUAUUUAUUCAAAAGGUUUGGGAGCAUCAUCACAAUUUGGUGAACAAGUUUCACGUUUAAUAAUUGCAAUCGAUAAUAUUAAUCAAGCCAAAGCAAAUUUACAAAAGAGUGCACAACCUGAAUUAAGAGAGAUUGUUGAAAAAUAUGCAGUUUCAAUUUUAAAGUAUUAUGAAUCAGCUAAAAAAGAUAAUGAAACUAUUUAUCAUGAUACCGUUUUACCAGCACAUAAAUUAACCCCAAUCGAAAAGAAACCACUUGCCAAAGCACUCCCACUUCCAGAAAUUAGUUUUGUUGAUCCUUUCUCUUCAUUAGUACCAUUUUCAGUUAAGGAAGAUUCUGCUUAUUACAAUGAUCAAAAAGAACAGUUAUUAAGAAAAGAAUUAGAUAACAUCGAGUUUCAUAAUCAAUCUGCUAGAGCAUCAUUAUUAUCAAUGGGAUUACCAGGUUCAAUUGAAGCAUUAGAAGUUGGUGUACCAAAAGCAUUACAAGAAAAAAUGGAUAUCUUAAGAAAUGAACAAGCUUCAAAUCAUAUUGUACAGUUAUUAGAAAAUAUUCAACAAUUAUCUGAUGAGGAUUCAUCAAUACUUACUACAGCAAGUAAUCUUUUAAAGAAAGAAGAGGAUGAAGAUAACGAAAUGAGAGCUCAAUAUGGUAGUGCAUGGCAUAGAACUCCAUCAUAUACAUUAACCGCUAGUCUUAUACAAGAUUUGGCUAAAUAUAGCAGCCAUAUACAACAUUCAACUAAAUCUGAUAGUUUUAUUAGAAAGAAAUACGAAGAUAACAAAAAUUUAAUUUCCGAUAUGGAGAACCAACAAGAAAUUAUUGCAUUACUUCCAUCCAACUCAUUCCCAGCCAGUAAAGUUUCAGUCGCUUCUUUAACUGUAUUAUUAAAUGACCUCGAUAGUCUUAUGGCCAAUAGAGAAUCAAUUGCAGAGAAACUAAAGACCCAAUGCAAAAAAGAUGACAUUACAUUGAAAUUAAUUUCACCAAGCAAAGAUAAAUCUUUAAUUUAUGCUGAAGAAAUUCUAAAAUAUGAGCCACUUCAAAUGGCACUUAAUGAAAGUUUCUUAAAGCAAAAAAAUCUCAUAGAAGAAAUUAGAAAAGAAAACGAAAAAUUCACUUCCUCAAAAUCUAAACAAGGUAAUCAACGUGAAGAAAUUCUUCAAAGAUAUGCCAACGCCUUCAAGGUUUACAAUGAAUUAAAAUCAAAUCUUGAUGAAGGUACCAAGUUCUAUUUAGAUUUCCAAGAGAUUUUAAAUAAAUUUAAGCGUAGAUGCGAAGAUUUUACCAAAGAAAGAGAAAAAGAAAGAAUAGAGUUAGUUAGACAAAUCUCUGCUGGUGUAAACCCAUAUUCACCAGUUACCUCACCACAAAAUCCUUUAGUUCCACCACAUGGUAAUGCUUAUCCACAGUAUUCUACACCACCAAACUAUCAAUCUCCACCACCACAAUACAAUUAUAAUGCCGUACCACCACCUUAUCAACCACAAUCACAAUAUACUUAUACAGGUGCACCCCAAUCAUUUAAUGCUCCACCACCACCACAAUCAUUUAGUGCUCCACCACCACCACAAUCAUUUAGUGCUCCACCACCACCACAAUCAUUUAAUGCUCCACCACCACCUUAUAAACCAUUUUAUAAAUAA